Chilo suppressalis (striped riceborer) is the source of this 3676-nucleotide messenger RNA. NCBI's taxonomy places the organism in Eukaryota, Metazoa, Arthropoda, Insecta, Lepidoptera, Crambidae. The record is from the annotation of a GenBank genome assembly.
GAACCAUUGAAUCUUCUUACGUCACUUCGUCUUUUGUUUAAAUCUGACAAAAUCUUAAAAAAUGACUACACAAUAGUUUUGGAAAAUAAAUAAAAUAAAAUUUCCCAUCUCCAAUAAAUUUAAAAUGACGAAACAAGAUGACGGCCUCUUCCUCCUGGAGGUACUAAUCGAUAAAGUCGUAUUUAUAAAGAGUCCUUGCUUCUCCGACAAAGAUUUCAGAACAUGUGUCAACAUCGAGUGUUCAAACAUAGAACCUUUAGAGAUUUGCGAUGAUGACCCUGGUGUUAGUACAUCCAAAAGUAUGGGACCUUUUGUUAAAAAUUUCAACAGCGGAAAAUCGUGCCUGUUUUCUCUAAAGGAAUCUGAAAUAUCAGCCGCUAUGAGUAAAUUUCCUGUCAAAGUGUCAAUCUACAAAUCUUUGCCAUGCGGUUGCCUACCGACCAAAAUCGUGAUGGGAGAAACGACCAUCGAUAUGACAAAAGAGUUCGUCGAAGCUCGCAAGAACUUUUUAACAGAUCCGAAUAAUGUAAGCUAUCAGGCGUUGAAAGACUCCUUCCGUAUCUUUGGUCCUGAUGGCACGGAGACGGGGGAAAUAGUUAUGUUCCUACGCAUAUCUUGCUUUGGAAAAUUGAUAAUCACUCGUUUCCAAGGAGGAGGCCCCCCUGCCCUAAGUGCUGGUGGGGGGAAUGCUAUUGUAGAUCGCUCAUGUAACCCCCAGAGAGAGUUCCAAACAUCACAAGAGCCUUGUGCUUGUGGCGCUGCUAGAGGAAGUGCUGGCCUUGGUGCCGCAGGUGGAAAUGAAGGAACCAUGGGAGGUGGAAUCGGCGGUGGAGGAGGAGGUGUUUGCCCACCAGCACGUGACCUAUAUAAUAUUAUGCCAUGUCAAGAUCCGGAUGACCCAUGCUAUUGCACUGGCCCGAAACCACCACCAAAAGACCCAAUGGCUUGUAGGAAUACAGACCAAUAUUGUCUUCAUAUACCAAAAGGUGAAUUGCUGAAGAAGCCGUACACGCAAGAAAUAAUUAAGGAGCAGAAGAUAAACCUGAUGACAACUAUGCAAACGGACCGACUAUUUAUGAGUGAGAUUGUAUUAGCUAACAUCAAGGAAUGCAAUGAGAGAAGUAAUAUUCAAAAACAAUUUGCUAGAUUGCCAGAUUACAGCAUGCAGCCGUCUGAAUCUUACACGGUAUAUGAAAAUAUUUCAACGUUUGCAUUUGAUUCAAUAGAGUCAAAUAAACAAAGUAUCCCACUAUUUAAUACAUUAGAUUAUGCAAACAACUCUCAAAGCGAUUAUUUGAAUAGUGAACAUGAUUCAUUUGAUCUGGAAAACGAUCUCUUUUUUGGAACCAAAGAAACAGCAGUUUACAUGACGCUUUAUGACGACCUGUCUUACAAUCACAGUUUAAGGUCUCGAUCUACAGCAGGAACUCAAGCUACUGCAUCAAUAAAUAAAUGUUUACAAAUACAAAAUGAAAGUGAUAUAAGUACAAGGAGACCAAACACUAUAAGCUCAAAUUCCUGUAAUUAUUCCUCUUGUACAAUGACAACGAAUCCAUAUUACGGAAAUAAGAAAAUUGAUAGAAUGAGAUACUCUGAUGUUUAUUUUUUUGGACGGAAAAGAGAUCCACCGAACCCUGAACAGAUGGAGAUGGGAAAAAAAGUUAAACUUCAGAGAGGAGGACAAACAAAUUCAAUACCUAUUCAAACAAAUAAGGUCACUGGAGCUUCCACUGGAACAAGUACGAAAACAGUUUCAAUUAAAGAAGAUAAAAGUUGCAAUGAAAGCACUUGUCCCGCAAUAGCGCAAUCUGUCAAGGGAGAUAUGGUAGCCACAGUAUCACACAUAAAACUUGGGCCUCGAGAGCCAUGUCCAGUCCAUGGCAAAGAACCAUGCCAAGGACCUAAAUGUAUUGUGGCUUCAUCCGGUGAAGAAAAGGCCCCAGUCAAAGUCACAACCGUGAGCAAUCCCAGGCGAGGGGUAUUUGAACUUGUCAUUCGUAAGAUGACGGGAGCACCAUUAGCUAAAAAUGAAUUGAUGCUUGAGUGGACACCUCCACCUAACCAACCAUCUUGCAUCACGCCAUGUAUACUACCUUGUUCACCGACAGUGCCAUCAUGUCAUCCUUCAAAAUGUAAAAUGAUUGUAUGCCGACCUACGCCAUGCAAACCUAAUGGGUGCAGAAAGCCGUGCGGCCCUCCAUGUCGAUCUGUGCCUUGCAGCUUCUGCUGUAACAAAGUUUGUAGUAAGCCUUGUCGGCCUUGCAAACCAAGAAGACCUUGUACACCACCACGCUGUAGACCUUGCUCGCCAUGCAAACCUUGUAAACAAUGUAAGCCUUGCAGACCUUGUCCACCGCCACGUAAGAUAUUCAAACGACCCUGUCGACCUCCUCCCUGCAAGCCAUGUGGUCGCUGUAGACCUUGUUCUCCCUGUGAGUCACCACCGCCUUGCAAGCCUUCCUCUCCAUGUCGGUCAUGCAGGCGCUGCAAACCUUGCCCCCCGAUGCGUUGUAAGCCAUGCAGGAGGUGCCUUCCUUGUCCUUCUUCACCUUGCAGAAGUUGCCGACCUUGCCCUCCUUCGCCCUGCCGGCCUUUUCCGCCACCACCCUGCAGCCCGUGUUCUCUCUGCCCACCCUGCCCACCUUUAUGCACUCCAUCUUCUUUUUGUGACACUACAUAUCGAGGAUCUUCUUAUACGAGCUCUCCAUGCUUACCACCAUGUGCAAUGGUCCGCAAGAAAUCAAGGAAAUGUAAAAGCCACCCGAGAAUCAAAGCUCAUCGAAAACGUAUAUCUCCUUGUUCAAACCGGUCUAAGUGCUGCCCAGUGGUACGCUGCCGUAGUCUUCCCGGCGUUUGCGUUAGGUGCUGCGGUAUACUACCGCGUCUACCUCAAAAAUGUUGCCCGAUUAUAUCUUGUAAGCCGCCGAGAUGUAGAAGUAGCUGUUCAACAUACUGUGCAUAACCACAUAGUAAAUAACAAUAAUUACAUGACGAUUUAUAAAACUUAUCACUUUGUUUAUCUUAGUACAUAAAAACAAAACCAAUUUUAGGAAAAAAAAAGUAAUUGCAUUUUUUUUUCCUAAGAUUUGUAAAGAAAAACAAUCAUUAUUACAUGAAAAAUAUACAUAUCAUACUGUGCAGACUAGGUUGCCAAUAACAAGCAGGCGCAGCUCGACAAAGGCAAGCACUGCAUUUUGCAUCCCUAUUGAGCAAUAUUAUUAAUCACGCAUUUUUUUAUUCAGGAAUGAGAAGAUCCGAAAUAUUAUCGAAGUAAUAAGUAAGGUCUAUAGCAAUUGCAAGUCCCACAGAAGUCUUUAUUCAAUUAGUGAUUAAAAUAAAUUUUAAAAAUGAUUGCCUUUUUAUAACUUAGGGAGUGCCGAUAUUAUCUGUUAGUGCAAACUGCCCUAUGCAAUUUUUUCACUUUUUGGUUUAUUGAAAAUUUUAACGAGUUGCUACUUAUUCUUGAUUACUGCACUCAUUAACACUUAACACGCGCAUGUAGCCCAACCAAUAUUGGUGUCAUUUGAAAGCCCAUUAAAUAAACUUAAAAACAAACAAAAAAAGUUGAUACCACAAAUGUGACUUUAAGAAAAAAUGCCAAUUUUGCUUCCCAAAAGGGUCACUACUUGCGCUACCUUUAUUGGAUAUAAAAGGGUUAAUAUAGGUUCAAUGGGGG